AGCGACUACAUCAUCCGAUUCAUUAUAAGCUGACGACGACGACCACAGGGAGGAGCAACUAGGAGAAGGAACGCAGACUGAUCGAAUCAAAACUUGCGAAAGAAAGAAGAAAUACGUGUUCAAAGCCCCUCGAGAUUGAAAAGAUGCCAACGAAAAAGACGAGGAACCUAGACCGGGCUAAGACGGCGCGAAUGUCACAAAAGAAGAAGGAGCAUUCUGCGGCACGAUCGAGUCGAAAGACGGCUGUCCAGACGAGCAAAGCGGCGAUAGCUGAGCAGGAAGAAGAAGAACAAGUCGAGCUAGAUCCGUGGGAGCGAGCACGCAAGAUCCUGCACGUGAGUUCGACGCCGUCAUGGCUGCCAUGCCGGGAAGAAGAGUUUGCGGAACUGGAGGCAGCAUUGACGGAAUCGAUCGAAGAGGCCAGCGGAUCUUGUCUCUACAUCUCCGGCGUCCCUGGCACCGGAAAAACAGCCACCGUCCAUAGCGUCAUCAGCUCCUUGCAGAAUAAAGCUCGCAACGGCGAACUCAAUCCGUUCAAGUUCUUCGAAAUUAAUGGGAUGAAAGUCACCGAACCCAGCCAAACUUUCAUCCUCUUUUGGGAAUUCAUCGCUAAAAAUCUCGUCGAUCCUAACUCCCCUCCCAAACGUACUUCGGCUCGUGAAGCUCUGAAAAACCUUGAGAAUUACUUCAAUUCUCCUGAACCUGAUAGAGAGACUUGCGUAUUACUAGUAGAUGAACUAGAUCAGCUAGUCACACGGAAGCAGGAGGUGAUCUACAACUUUUUCAACUGGCCGAACCAAGCGCACUCCAGAUUGAUAGUGAUAGCGGUAGCGAACAAGAUGGAUUUACCGGAGACGGAGUUGAACGGGAAGAUCCGGUCGCGACUGGGGUCGAACCGGAUCCAAUUCAAGCCAUACAACCACCACCAACUGAUGGAGAUCCUGGAGAUGCGACUGGAAGAAUUGAAGGAUGCGGUGUUUGUGAAGGACGCGAUCCAAUGGGUGUCCAAGAAGAUCUCCUCGCUCACCGGCGACGUCCGCAAGGCUCUCGAUCUCUGUCGUAGUACCUUGGAAAGAGUCGAGAAGGAGAACGAGAUCCGGAUGGAAAACGGCGAGGAAGCUCGCUUGGUUCAAGUCAAAGAUGUCAUCGAUACUUAUGAACAGAUGAUCUCCUCCGGGGUCUCCAGAUUCAUUAAAGAGUUGAGCCCGCAUCAAAGUAUCAUGCUCCUAUCGAUUUCAAAGGCCAUCAAAGUGGCCGGGAUACCAGAGGUAGAAUUAGGCGACGUGAUUUCUCGACACAUCCGACUCGCGAAUACCUUAGGAUUCCAACCUGAGCCGUCGCAUGAGGAGCUCAUGACGGUGGUCUCUAGCUUGCAAAACAUGAAACUGAUCCUGAACGAAUCGAGCUCGUUUGAUUACUUCUCUAGAAUCAAAUUGGAGGUCACCGAUUCCGACUUGCGAUUGAUCACUAAGAAUGACAAGCGUUUUUCUAGUAUCACUAUCUGAGCUCGUUUAUGUUCCAUCUUCUUUAUCCUUUCUUGAUAACAGUUGCAUCUUCUCAUCAUCUCUACCCCGCUAUAUCAACUUCUUCAUUCCUAUCUCCCUAGGAUUGUCUUAUAGUACAAUAGAGUACAUAGACUUCCAUUUGUACAUUAUACAGAUUCAAUAAUCAUCGUUUUAUUACCUAUUUUUUAUUUUUUGACUCCAUGUAACCCUGGAACUUCUGCAGACAAUUUCCUUUGCCAGUUUUCGCUUAAUAAUGUAUUUAUUCCUUGGUUAUUUUUGUUUUGAUUGAAUUUUUUAAUUCAUGAAAUGUCCUAGAUCAGGCGUUUUUUUUUUCUCAGUCCCCA
This is a messenger RNA of Puccinia graminis f. sp. tritici CRL 75-36-700-3, 1849 nucleotides long. RefSeq lists its product as uncharacterized. NCBI's taxonomy places the organism in Eukaryota, Fungi, Basidiomycota, Pucciniomycetes, Pucciniales, Pucciniaceae. The transcript has 3 exons. Gene Ontology annotation, molecular function: ATP hydrolysis activity; ATP binding; DNA replication origin binding. The record is from RefSeq and is a predicted model, not a curated record. The coding region runs from base 144 to 1505 and encodes 453 amino acids. Gene Ontology annotation, biological process: DNA replication initiation; mitotic DNA replication checkpoint signaling. Gene Ontology annotation, cellular component: nuclear origin of replication recognition complex.